Messenger RNA from Annulohypoxylon truncatum, 1035 nucleotides. RefSeq names its product putative sphingolipid long chain base-responsive protein. Gene Ontology annotation, biological process: eisosome assembly; endocytosis; negative regulation of protein kinase activity. Lineage: Eukaryota; Fungi; Ascomycota; Sordariomycetes; Xylariales; Hypoxylaceae. Gene Ontology annotation, cellular component: plasma membrane; eisosome filament. The transcript is spliced from 4 exons. The coding region runs from base 1 to 1035 and encodes 344 amino acids. Gene Ontology annotation, molecular function: lipid binding. The record is from RefSeq and is a predicted model, not a curated record.
AUGGAUUUCACAUUCUUCAAUGGCAAUUCAAGAGGCGUCUCUGAGCUGGAGAGGAAAUCCCAGCUCCGCCGUCAGGAGAGCACUCGAUCUCUGGGGUCAACAUACUUGAACCGCUCCCUCUCCAUCCGCUCCACCAAAACCGGCACGCCCGGCACGGCAAGCACACCGGGCCCCUCCAAACGCAAGGGCUUCUCCUUCGCCUCGCUGCGGGGGUCGAUCCAGCCGGAGCUCUCGCGGCGCCUGUACCAGCUGAUCAAGUCGACAAACAACCUGGUGUCGGCGCACGAGGCGGCGGGGCGCGAGCGCGAGUCGAUCGCGAAGCAGCUGUCGGAGUGGGGCGAGCAGACGGGCGACGAGGGGGUGUCGGACAUCAGCGACAAGGUCGGGGUCGUGCUGUCGGAGCUGGGCGCGCAGGAGGACGCGUACGCGCACGGCCUCGACGACGCGCGCGCCGUGCUCAAGACCAUCCGCAACACCGAGAAGAGCGUGCAGCCGAGCCGCGACGCGAAGGGCAAGAUCGCCGACGAGAUUCAGAGGUUGAAGCUGAAGGAGCCGCAGAGCCCGCGCCUGGUCAUUCUGGAACAGGAGCUGGUUAGGGCGGAGGCGGAGAAUUUGGUUGCCGAGGCGCAGUUGACGAAUAUUACUCGCAACAAGCUGAAGGAAUCUUACGACACCGAAUUCGCCGCCGUCAUCGAGCGCGCCGAGAAACAGAUCAUCCUCGCCAAGCACGGCCGGCGGCUCCUCGAGCUCCUGGACGACUCCCCCGUCACGCCUGGCGAUCCCCGCCGCGCCUACCAGAACGGGGCUGCGGCACGCCAGGUCCUGAACGAUGCCGAGGACGACCUGAAGGCCUGGGACAAGAACGUGGAUGAGCCGUACUCCCUCGUCGAAGAGGAGACGACGACGGGUGCUGGGACCGGUGUUCCUGCUAGUGAGGCUGGAGAUGGAGCAAUUGCUGCCGAGCCGCCGUAUGUGAGCCCCACGCCAACUUCGAAUUAUGAUACUCAAGAUCACACGAGGAGCCCUGCGCCAUAA